AUGGCAACAUCAUUCGUUCUGUCCAAAAUCGCCAUGGCAACAAUUAUGUUGCAGCUACUCUUAAAUUAUGCUUCAGCCUCUCCUCAUAUGAAAUACAUUGACGCUGUAUGCGAUCGCGCCCAUGACCAAGCUUUUUGUGAGAAAACAUUAACUUCAUAUCCCCCUACAGCUGCUCCCAUUGGCCUGCAUCCUAUGGCGGAGGCUGUGAUCGGUCUAGCGAUAUCGCACGCCGAGAAAACAGCGAUUUUUGUAGAUGAAACGGCGAAAAAAGAUCCAACUUUGAAGACUCCAUUUACGGAGUGCCACAAGGCCUACUUGGCGGUGGAUGCUGCUCUCAAGAGUGCAAAUUUGAAGCUUAAGCAAUCUCCAGACACGGCCAACUACGACGUUAGGGCUUGCAGCGACCAUAUGAGGCUCGUGACGGAAUUGGUUGGAAAAAAUACUGACAAGGCUUCAACUGAUCUCAAAGAUAUGACUGUGCAAAUGGAGAAAUUACUCGAUCUUGCAGCUGGAGCCGCUGAUGCCGUUGACGACGAUGACGAGAACAUACACCGUCGCGUUUGA
Messenger RNA from Arabis nemorensis, 564 nucleotides. NCBI's taxonomy places the organism in Eukaryota, Viridiplantae, Streptophyta, Magnoliopsida, Brassicales, Brassicaceae. The record is from the annotation of a GenBank genome assembly.